Messenger RNA from Phytophthora sojae, 1110 nucleotides. RefSeq names its product DAHP synthetase phospho-2-dehydro-3-deoxyheptonate aldolase. Gene Ontology annotation, molecular function: 3-deoxy-7-phosphoheptulonate synthase activity. Bases 1 to 1110 code for a protein of 369 amino acids. The record is from RefSeq and is a predicted model, not a curated record. Gene Ontology annotation, cellular component: cytoplasm. NCBI's taxonomy places the organism in Eukaryota, Oomycota, Peronosporomycetes, Peronosporales, Peronosporaceae. Gene Ontology annotation, biological process: aromatic amino acid biosynthetic process. The transcript has a single exon.
AUGCCGUCCCACUCCGCACCUGAGACCGAGCCCGCCGCCAAGCGCCAGCGCCUGGAGGACCGCAACGUCCUGGCCAUGAAGCCCCUCGUGCCGCCCGCCUGCGUGCUGGAGGAGCUGCCCGUUACCGACGAGGUUCACGACCUGGUGGACGCCACGCGCGCCGCCGUGUCGCGCAUCCUGCACGGCCAGGACGACCGCCUCGUGGUGGUCGUGGGCCCGUGCUCGAUCCACGACGUGGACGCCGCGAUGGACUACGCGAAGCGCCUCAAGGCGCUGGCCGACGAGCUCAAGGGCGAGCUGCUGGUCAUCAUGCGCACGUACUUCGAGAAGCCGCGCACCACCGUCGGCUGGAAGGGGCUCAUCAACGACCCGGACCUGGACCAGUCCUUCAGGAUCAACAAGGGCAUCCACAUCGCGCGCAAGCUGCUGCUGGACGUCAACGCGCUGGGGCUGCCCGUGAGCCUCGAGUUCCUGGACACCAUCUCGCCGCAGUUCACGUCCGACCUCAUCUCGUGGGGAGCCAUCGGAGCGCGCACGACCGAGUCACAGCUGCACCGCGAGCUCACGAGCGGUCUGUCGAUGCCUGUGGGCUUCAAGAACGGCACGGGAGGCAACCCGAAGGUGGCGGUGGACGCUGCGGUGGCCUCUUCGCAGCCCCACAACUUCUUGGGAUUGAACGAGCACGGCCUGGCGUCGAUUGUGCGCACCAAGGGCAACAAGGACUGCCACGUGAUCCUUCGUGGUGGAUCGAGCGGCCCCAACUACGAGCAGAAGUUCAUUGACGAGGCGGCGGAGAUGCUGGUCAAGGCCAAGCAGCCGUCCAAGAUCAUGGUGGACUGCUCGCACGGCAACUCCCGCAAGCUGCACGCCAACCAGCCCAAGGUGGCCAGCUACCUCGCGGGCAUCGUGGCGGAGGGAUACUCGAACCUGCUGGGCGUCAUGAUCGAGUCCAACAUCGUGGAGGGCAACCAGUCGCUUGGCGACGACCCCUCCAAGCUCGUCUACGGUAAGAGCAUCACGGACGCGUGCAUUAACUGGGAAGACACCGUCACGACGCUGAAGGAGCUCGCGGCCGCUGUCACCAAACGCCGUGAGGACGCCGCCAAGUAA